Messenger RNA from Lachancea lanzarotensis, 1155 nucleotides. It is a transcript of the gene RML2, whose product is annotated as LALA0S06e05622g1_1. NCBI's taxonomy places the organism in Eukaryota, Fungi, Ascomycota, Saccharomycetes, Saccharomycetales, Saccharomycetaceae. Gene Ontology annotation, cellular component: ribosome; large ribosomal subunit. The transcript has a single exon. Gene Ontology annotation, molecular function: structural constituent of ribosome; RNA binding; transferase activity. The coding region runs from base 1 to 1155 and encodes 384 amino acids. Gene Ontology annotation, biological process: cytoplasmic translation. The record is from RefSeq and is a predicted model, not a curated record.
AUGAACCUUUUUAGAAACCUGGGAACGUCGUUCAAGCGACUCCCGGCGCUUUCAGGGCUCCAAAAUGCCCGGCAGCUGACCACAGGCGUACGUUUGUCCCAAAUGGAGACUAAGACAGAUCCAACGCCAGUCAGCGCAAGGAUGCUGAAAAUUGUACCGAACGAUACUGAUCUGGUCACGCUGGAGAAACAGGAUGCCCUGAUAAAGAGAAGACGGAAACUUUCGAAAGAAAUCGUGAAACUGAAAAAGCUAAAGCCUGUAUCGCCAGGUCUAAGGUGGUAUAGAGCGCCAAUUUAUCCUUACCUACACAAUGGGCGUCCUAUCAGAACUUUGACUAUUGCCAAGAGGUCUAGCGGUGGUAGGAAUCAUUCUGGCCGCAUUACAGUGCGUCAUCGUGGUGGUGGUCACAAACGUAGAAUCCGUUUGGUUGAUUUCACUCGUUUUACUCCUGGCGAGCAAAUCGUACAGAGAAUCGAAUACGAUCCUGGUAGAACCGCCCAUAUAGCUCUUUUAAAGCAUUCUGAAUCAGGAGAGCUUAGUUACAUCCUUGCAUGUGACGGUUUGAGAGCUGGUGAUGUGGUGGAAUCCUACAGAAAGGGAGUACCUAAAAAUUUAUUACAAGAGAUGGGUGGAAGGAUUGAUCCCGCUAUUCUUAGUGUGCGAACCGCUCAGAGAGGAAACUGUUUGCCAAUAUCAAUGAUUCCAGUCGGCGCCAUCAUUCACAACGUUGGUGUCACACCAAUAGGGCCCGGUAAAUUCUGUCGUGCAGCCGGUGCCUACGCGCGUGUUAUUUCAAAAUUACCCGAGAAGAAAAAGGCCAUUAUUCGUCUUCAAAGUGGAGAACAGCGUUUAGUGGCAUUAGAAGCAUGCGCAACACUGGGUGUUGUUUCAAAUAUUGACCAUCAAAACGAAUCUCUGGGAAAGGCUGGUAGAUCUAGAUGGAGAGGCAUUAGACCCACAGUGCGUGGUGUUGCUAUGAACAAGUGUGAUCAUCCUCACGGUGGUGGUAGAGGUAAGUCAAAGUCGAAAAAACUUUCGGUUUCUCCUUGGGGCCAGCUGGCAAAGGGCUACAAAACCAGACGCGGUAAGAACCAAAACAGAAUGAAGGUCAAAGAUAGACCUCGGGGUAAAUCUGGCAAGGCUACAAGACAAUAA